Anolis sagrei ordinatus is the source of this 1264-nucleotide messenger RNA. It is a transcript of the gene CMTM5, whose product is annotated as CKLF like MARVEL transmembrane domain containing 5. Gene Ontology annotation, cellular component: membrane. NCBI's taxonomy places the organism in Eukaryota, Metazoa, Chordata, Lepidosauria, Squamata, Anolidae. The record is from RefSeq and is a predicted model, not a curated record.
GUUCUCCUGGGGCCGUCCGCUCCUGGCCCUGGGGAACAAUCCCGCAUUGUCCCUUCGAGGGAGGUUGGGAUGCCAGAGCCAAAGGGCAGGUGGGCACAGAGCGUGGAGAGAGUGGGGACAGAUGUGUGGUGGGAGACCCCAAGCAUUCCCUUCCCACUCUGGGCAAGACCCACAACCUCUGCCUUCAGAACCCUCUUUUCCAGGGCCUCCCACCCUUGCCCAUUUUUGGGUUUUCUCACAGACCCUUUCACCGCCACCCCCUUCUCUUUUUCUCUCCCCCUCCCCAAAAAACUUUGGUUUCCUCUCCUCCGCCUUAUGCGUGGAAACCGGGCCGGGUGCCAGGUGGACGGGGAAGAACAGACACCCCCUUUCAUCUCCUCUUGGGCCUUUUUUUUCCUUUCCCGCUUCCUCCCACCCUCCGCUUCCACCAUCCAUCCUUCCCAACAGCAGCAGCAGCAGGAGCACAGAGGAGGCAGGAUGGGGGAGCACGAAGACCCGGCCGGGGGGCUGCAAGGCUUCGCCCUAGACAAGGAGUUCCUGACUUCCCCCAAGGGGAUCCUCAUGGAGGCAGAGCUGGGUCUCUGCUUUUUGGUGUUCUUACUCCUGACAGCGUCCAUCUCGGCCUACAUGGGGGCUGCUCUUCUGGAAGUGUUGGUGACAUUGGCAUUCCUGGCACUGCGAGCGACACACUACUACGAGAGGCUGACCAGAGUCAAUUGGCCUUGUUUGGACUUCCUUCGCUGCGUCAGUGCUGCCAUCGUCUUCACGGUCGUGGCCUUCGCUGUCAUUGCUGCCAGUCAUGAGGGAUCUGCAGUCUCAGCCUUUGUCUUCAGCCUCAUCCUCAUUGCUGUCUUCUGCUUCGAUGCCUACAAAACCUACAGGGCAGAAAUGGGAUCGGAACAAGACCCAGAUCUUGGCUGAGCGAACACGCACACAUGCCUUCUUGGUGAAUGCUACACAUACGGCGGUUGUUGCUUCUGCCCCGCACAAGUUUUCCUUAUUUCCGCAACCUCUGAUGACUUGAUCAAGAUCUGAUGAUGUUCCUAUAUCUUUGUUCCAAGUUCCACAAUAAUCCUUUCCUUCGCCUAGUGUUUUAGUUCCCGACCCAUUUGUCUGGGAGCAAAAGGCAACACCCAACUGGGAUUUCGCAGACACGCACACCAGAGAGGAAUAUUUGGAGGAAUCGGACCCUGGUUUCUGCUGCUGGAUGGCUUUUGUAUUUAACUGGACAGGUUAAAGCAUGAAUAAAGGUGAUUUUAAGAUU